AUGACGGAGACUACCGAAACUAAAAAGGAAAAGGAAACCUCUCAAGUGCCAUUGAAUACUACCACAAAACAACAACCUAUAAAAUUGAUCUCGGAUGAAGUGGAGAAAGAUACUUCUAAAGUCAACUUUACUAAAGGAAGUGUAGAGGAAUUCAAAUUCUAUCCUGACAACCCUAAAAGUCAUAGACAUAAGUACAAAUGGUCAAUGAAAGAACCCUCCAAAUUCUAUGAUCCUUGUGAAGAAAGUAGAAUGGCUUCCAUGGAUUGUUUAUAUCGUAAUCAGGACGAUAAGUAUGCAUGUCAAGAGUUUUUCGAUGCUUAUAGGGAAUGCCGAAAAGAUUUUUUUAGAAAAAAGAGACAAGACACUAUAGAUGGAGCCAAAGGAUGGGGUCGGUGA
Molecule: messenger RNA, 396 nt
Organism: Candida dubliniensis CD36
Lineage: Eukaryota; Fungi; Ascomycota; Pichiomycetes; Serinales; Debaryomycetaceae
Exons: 1
Coding region: 1-396 (131 amino acids)
Source: RefSeq, a predicted model, not a curated record